CUGGAAGGAGGCUCCGCUGGUGCCACCGGGCCAGGGGCUGCCGAGACCGGGCUGCGGCAGUCGUUAGCGGGUCAUGUCGGCUGCCCAGGGCUGGGACAGGAACCGCCGGAGGGGAGGAGGCGCCGCAGGCGGCGGCGGAGGUAGCGGGGCCGGCGGGGGCAGUGGGGGCAGCGGGGGUCGGGGAACCGGCCAGCUCAACCGCUUCGUGCAACUCUCCGGGCGGCCGCACCUGCCAGGUAAGAAGAAAAUACGAUGGGACCCAGUUAGGAGACGCUUCAUUCAGUCCUGUCCCAUCAUAAGGAUCCCUAACAGGUUUUUGAGAGGCCACAGGCCUCCGCCAGCGCGCAGCGGACACCGGUGUGUGGCAGAUAAUACCAACCUGUACGUGUUUGGAGGCUACAACCCAGAUUAUGAUGAGUCUGGGGGCCCCGACAAUGAGGACUACCCUCUCUUCAGGGAGCUCUGGAGGUAUCACUUUGCUACAGGAGUGUGGCACCAGAUGGGCACAGACGGCUACAUGCCCCGAGAGUUGGCAUCUAUGUCACUUGUGCUGCAUGGAAACAACCUGCUCGUCUUUGGAGGAACGGGCAUCCCCUUUGGUGAGAGCAACGGCAAUGACGUGCACGUGUGCAAUGUGAAGUAUAAGAGGUGGGCACUCCUCGGCUGCCGGGGGAAGAAGCCCAGUCGGAUAUAUGGACAGGCCAUGGCGAUCAUCAACGGCUCCCUUUAUGUCUUUGGAGGGACAACGGGAUACAUUUACAGCACAGACCUACACAAAUUAGAUCUCAACACCAGAGAGUGGACACAGCUAAAACCUAACAACCUGUCCUGCGACCUGCCAGAAGAGAGAUACAGGCAUGAAAUUGCCCAUGACGGGCAGAGGAUUUACAUCUUGGGAGGUGGUACUUCCUGGACCGCUUAUUCCUUAAACAAGAUCCACGCAUACAACCUUGAAACAAAUGCAUGGGAGGAAAUCGCGACAAAACCCCAUGAAAAAAUAGGUUUCCCUGCAGCCCGGAGAUGUCACAGUUGUGUUCAAAUAAGAAAUGAUGUCUUUAUUUGUGGGGGCUAUAACGGAGAAGUGAUCUUGGGCGACAUCUGGAAGUUGAAUCUGCAGACUUUCCAGUGGGUGAAGCUCCCGGCGACCAUGCCCGAGCCAGUUUAUUUUCACUGUGCGGCUGUCACACCAGCCGGCUGCAUGUACAUCCACGGGGGAGUGGUGAACAUCCACGAGAACAAACGGACUGGCUCCCUGUUCAAGAUCUGGCUGGUGGUACCCAGCCUGCUGGAACUGGCCUGGGAGAGGCUGCUAGCUGCCUUCCCCAACCUGGCCAACCUCUCCCGGACACAGCUUCUGCACCUCGGCCUUACGCAGGGACUCAUCGAGCGCUUGAAAUGAGGAUUUCCGGGCUGUUCAUUGAUACUGGAAAUUUAAUUUAAAGAGACUCCUUUAUUUAUGGGCAGUGGAGACUGUGCUACAGAGAGGACUGGUUCCCCUGAUCAAGGCCUUACUCAGAAAAUACAUCAGAUGCCUUUCUGUA
Molecule: messenger RNA, 1541 nt
Organism: Echinops telfairi (small Madagascar hedgehog)
Lineage: Eukaryota; Metazoa; Chordata; Mammalia; Afrosoricida; Tenrecidae
Gene: KLHDC10
Product: kelch domain containing 10
Exons: 10
Coding region: 74-1399 (441 amino acids)
Biological process (GO): positive regulation of stress-activated MAPK cascade
Molecular function (GO): protein binding
Source: RefSeq, a predicted model, not a curated record